CAGGCUCGCAAGGGGUCUUACUCUCUGACCUUUCCCCCAUCUCGCUCCGACGUCCAGAGGACCUUUGUACAGCUAAGAUAUCAUGGAUAUUGAACAGUUUCGCAAGGCAGGCUACCAGGCCAUCGACAGAAUAUGCGAGUACUACUACUCCCUCCAAGACAAGCCCGUCCAGUCCCAGGUCGAACCUGGCUACCUCAGAAAGGCGCUCCCCGACGCGCCGCCGGAUGUCGGCGAAGACUUCCAGGAGAUCGCAGAUGACUACCAGAAGCUCAUCAUACCUGGUCUCACGCACUGGCAACACCCGUCUUUCUUCGCGUACUUCCCGACCGGCUGCACGUAUGAGGGCAUAUUAGGCGAGCUGUAUGCGACGAGCACCGCGAACCCGGGGUUCAACUGGUCCGCAAGUCCUGCGUGCACCGAGCUGGAGGCGGUGGUAAUGGAUUGGGCAGCGAAGUUGCUGGGUCUGGAUGCAGCAUUCUACAACGCGUCGGAGGUGGGUGGGGGCGUCAUCCAGACCUCGGCAUCCGACAGCGCCCUCACCACAGUCGUCGUCGCGCGCUCGCGAUACCAACGCGCCUCCCCCGAAGUUUCCACCCAGCAGCUCGUCAUCUACUGCACGACGCAGACACACUCCCUCGGCAAGAAAGCCGGUCUCGUGCUCGGGAUACCCGUGCGCGCGCUGGAGGUGACGUCCGAGGACCGGUAUGGGCUGCGUGGGGAGACGCUGCGCAGGGCGCUGGAGGAGGACACGGCGAGGGGGCUGAGGCCGUUCAUUCUCAUCGCGACGGUGGGCACGACCUCGUCAGGAGGCGUUGAUUAUCUCGAGGAGCUCGGGCCAGUAGUUGCUGAAUACCCCUCACUGUGGGUGCACGUCGAUGCUGCUUGGGCAGGUGUCGCGCUCGCAUGCCCAGAGUUCCGCGAGACGUGCCAGCUGGAAGCGAUCAACAAGUACGGCGACUCCGUCUGUGUGAACUUCCACAAAUGGGGCCUGACCAACUUCGAUAACUCAUGUUUAUGGGUGCGCGAUCGCACAGACCUCAUCAACGCGCUCGACAUCACCCCCGAGUUCCUCCGCACGAAGCACGGUGACGCAGGCACGGUCAUCGACUACCGCAACUGGCACCUUGGCUUCGGGCGACGCUUCCGCUCGCUCAAGUUCUGGUUCGUUUUGCGCUCGCACGGUGUGCAGGGGUUCCAGGACUACAUCCGACGUACCAUCCGGAUGAACGACAAAUUCAUCGCACUCCUCCGCUCCUCGCUCCUCUUCAAACUCGUCACAGCCCCCUUCCUCGCGCUCACCGUCUUCCGCCUCGUCCCUCCCGCUUCCUCCCUGCCCCUUUCCGUCUCCUCUCCGCCACAACCAGACGCAGACUCAGACGCAGACGCCGAGACAGAAAUAGAAACAGAAACAGAGACAGACUCAGCCACCGCACCACUCAGCGAACCCCAGCUCAACGCGCUCAACCGCGCCUUCUACGCGCGCGUGUGCGCCCGGCCGGACAUCAUGCUCACGCAGACGGACCUGCUCGGCACGUUCUGCAUCCGUCUGGCCGUCGGCGCCGCGCGCACGUCUGAGAAGCAUAUGCAGGCUGCGUUUGACCUGCUCACUGAGGAGGCGCAGGCGACGCUCAAGGAGUGGGAUUGGACGGGUGCGGGGGUGAACGGGGUGAAAGAGGUGAAUGGGAUUAACGAUGUGAAAGAGGUGAAUGGGAUCAACGGUGUGGAAGCCGUCAACGGAGUCAAGGUUAUGAUUAUGAACGGGGUCAACGGGGUGAAUGGGGUGCACGCAGAUGAAGUGGAUGAGCCGGAUGAGGCGCGCGAUCUGUAGACCGCGAUGGUAUCUUUCACGUUUUCGAUCUAUGACUUGGCUUGGCUUAUUGUAAAC
Molecule: messenger RNA, 1885 nt
Organism: Coniophora puteana RWD-64-598 SS2
Lineage: Eukaryota; Fungi; Basidiomycota; Agaricomycetes; Boletales; Coniophoraceae
Exons: 10
Coding region: 83-1828 (581 amino acids)
Biological process (GO): amino acid metabolic process
Molecular function (GO): carboxy-lyase activity; pyridoxal phosphate binding
Source: RefSeq, a predicted model, not a curated record